This is a messenger RNA of Bombus terrestris (buff-tailed bumblebee), 1110 nucleotides long. RefSeq names its product cytochrome b-c1 complex subunit Rieske, mitochondrial (gene RFeSP). Gene Ontology annotation, cellular component: membrane. The transcript has 4 exons. The record is from RefSeq and is a predicted model, not a curated record. Lineage: Eukaryota; Metazoa; Arthropoda; Insecta; Hymenoptera; Apidae. Bases 89 to 913 code for a protein of 274 amino acids. Gene Ontology annotation, molecular function: quinol-cytochrome-c reductase activity; 2 iron, 2 sulfur cluster binding. Gene Ontology annotation, biological process: mitochondrial electron transport, ubiquinol to cytochrome c.
UGGAGACCUCUAAGAACGUAGUUCUUCGGAUCUUACUUAGUGUCCGAUGAAGUUGUCUCGUUUGGACGUUCGUGCGUAAUUAAGAAAAAUGAAUGUUGUAGCGAAAUCAACGAGCCUCGCUCCACUUUUAAGGUCGACGACUGUCAUUUCAAAUGGAAUGCAACCAGUAUCUGGAAAGGGUAUCGUACAAAAAUCAAAAAUCGUCACUAAACCUGUCGUCAAUCGAAUGCUCGUUCAAAGUUUGUACGAAUCUCUUAUUACAGGAGCUCUACGUGUCAGUUCAGGAAUUGGAGCAAGUUUACUAGCAACACAGAGGAGGUUGGCGCAUACUGAUAUUCAAUGGCCAGAUUUCACUGAUUAUCGUCAUAAGGCUGUAAAAGAUCCAAAAGUUCCAAGCAAACAUAGCGCUGCUAGUCGCAAAUCAUUUACGUAUCUUGUAACAGCUACUACUGGGGUUUGUGCGGUUUAUAGCGCAAAAACAGUUGUGCAUAAUUUAGUAGCUUCUAUGAGCGCUGCAGGUGAUGUACUUGCUUUAGCAAAGAUUGAAGUUAAACUUGACAAUAUUCCUGAAGGAAAGAAUGCUGUUUUCAAAUGGCGUGGAAAGCCUCUGUUUGUACGACAUAGGUCACAGAAAGAGAUUGAUCGAGAGGCUCAGGUAGAUGUUGCAUCUCUUCGAGAUCCAGAAGUAGACACAGAUCGCACACGAGAUCCAAAGUGGUUGGUAGUUUUGGGUGUAUGUACGCAUUUAGGAUGUGUUCCAAUUGCAAAUGCUGGUGAUUUUGGUGGUUACUAUUGCCCUUGCCAUGGCUCUCAUUACGAUGCCAGUGGAAGGAUUAGGAAAGGUCCAGCUCCUCUAAAUUUGGAAAUACCACCUUAUGAGUUUGUUGAGGGAAAUGUAUUAGUUGUUGGUUAAUGCAUUAAUAUAUGUAGUGAAAUAAUAUCAUAAUUUAUAUCUGCUUUUCUCAGAUCCACAUGGUAAUUAUUUCGAAAUUCUUAACUGAGGAUAUUAUUAAUUUAAUUAGUAAUGUCUUCUAUGGUUAAGUAUCACUAUAUUGAAAUAUUAUAAAUUAUGGUCAAGCUGUACAAAUAAAAAAUUAAGCUUAACCAAAA